AUGUCCAAUGAACUCACCCCCAGCUUUGCGCCAUUCUUCGGAAUGAGUGGUAUCGCCUUUGCCAUGAUCUUUGGAUGCAUGGGCGCCGCCUACGGUACCGCAAAGGCCGGUAUUGGCAUCGCGGGUAUCGGUACCUACAGGCCAGACUUGAUUAUGAAGUCCCUCAUCCCCAUUGUCAUGUCGGGUAUCCUCGCAGUCUACUCGCUCGUCAUCUCCGUCCUCAUCGCCAGUGACAUCCACCCACCGCCCCAGAAACACUACUCUCUAUACGCUGGCUUCAUGCACAUGGCUGCCGGUCUGUCUGUCGGUCUCUCUGGACUGGCAGCGGGUUAUGCUAUUGGAAUUGUCGGCGACGCAGGUGUGCGUUCUUUCAUGAGCCAGUCGCGCAUCUUUGUCGGCAUGGUCUUGAUUCUCAUUUUCGCCGAAGUGUUGGGUCUGUACGGGCUUAUCGUCGCAUUGAUUCUCAACACCAGGGCCUCUGGUUGA
Molecule: messenger RNA, 486 nt
Organism: Plenodomus lingam JN3
Lineage: Eukaryota; Fungi; Ascomycota; Dothideomycetes; Pleosporales; Leptosphaeriaceae
Gene: VMA11
Product: v-type proton ATPase 16 kDa proteolipid subunit 2
Biological process (GO): proton transmembrane transport
Cellular component (GO): proton-transporting V-type ATPase, V0 domain; membrane
Molecular function (GO): proton-transporting ATPase activity, rotational mechanism
Source: RefSeq, a predicted model, not a curated record